Micropterus dolomieu (smallmouth bass) is the source of this 4259-nucleotide messenger RNA. RefSeq names its product cadherin-22-like. The transcript is spliced from 16 exons. Gene Ontology annotation, molecular function: cadherin binding; calcium ion binding. The record is from RefSeq and is a predicted model, not a curated record. Gene Ontology annotation, cellular component: adherens junction; catenin complex; plasma membrane. Bases 816 to 3224 code for a protein of 802 amino acids. Lineage: Eukaryota; Metazoa; Chordata; Actinopteri; Centrarchiformes; Centrarchidae. Gene Ontology annotation, biological process: calcium-dependent cell-cell adhesion; multicellular organism development; cell-cell junction assembly.
UUAAAGGGUUAAAUAUAGCUGCCCUACAAACAGGUGGAGGAAACAGCUACUAGCUCAGUGACGGUCCGAUGGUAACGUUUAUUAAACUCUGUGGAAAAUGUUAAACAGCACUGCGGGCCGCAACGAGUCUGCGGGCUCUCUGAAAAACUUCAGUCCUCCAGAAGUUUGCCCAGAGGAAAAGCUGCUGCUGCGGCUUUCUGCUGAAGUGAGCCUGCUUUGAUGAGCGAAUUGUAGCCAAGAGGCAAGGGGGAGAGAAAUGGAGACAGAAAAAAGGCAGCCAAAGGAAGAAGACCAGACAAAGAUCUAGGGUCUUCGUCAUCGAAUUUGAGAUGUGUAGAAGACGGAGAGGAGCUACCGAGCUCGAGAAAGACAAAUGUUGAAUGGCAUAGUAAAGACAACCUAAAGACCUGGGGGCCGUCAUUCUCACAGAGUGGCGGCUACAUCAUCUGGCUAAGGAAUGGUUCGCCUUUUCCUGCUUUUGACUCACUGAUGGCCAAAGAAAUACAGUAGGACCUUUGCAGAAUAAACUUUCCAAACCUCUGGAUUGUUCUGAAGGGAUAAGCUAUGAAGAUCAAACAAAAUCACCAACAGUAAAAUCAAUUGGCCUUUUCUCAGUUUUCUUCAGGAUUCUGCUUCAGGAGGCAAAACUAGUCAUGGCUUUUCAAAGAACUGGACGAUAGAAGAGCUUUCUUGGCAAAAACCUUCAAUAGAGUAAUUUUUGGACAGCUUUGUAUUAAACCACCACAUUAAACACGCACCAACCACUGGAAGUGACAUGGCUAGAAGGGAAAUCAGAAGCACAGCAAGAAGUAAAAAUGACAAAGUCAAGAAUGGGGGCUUGGACACUGUUAGCAGCAUUGGGACUUCUAAACUGCUGUAGUUUUGGCUGGUGUGAGUCCUCAAGGACUAGUGGUUCAAACUCAGGAGGGAGCAAAAAGGAGGAAGGACCCUCGUCACUUGAACGGGUUAAGAGAGGAUGGGUGUGGAACCAAUUUUUUGUGGUGGAGGAGUACACGGGCACAGAGCCACUAUAUGUGGGAAAGAUCCAUACAGACUCUGACGAAGGUGAAGGCAACAUCAAGUACACUAUCUCUGGAGAAGGGGCGGGCUCCAUCUUCAUCAUUGAUGAGCUAACAGGAGACAUCCAUGCAACAGAGAGACUGGACCGAGAGGAGAAGGCCUUUUACACACUAAGGGCUCAGGCACGGGACCGGCUCUCCAACGACCCACUGGAACCAGAAUCAGAGUUUGUCAUCAAGGUCCAGGACAUCAACGACAGUGAGCCAAAGUUCUUGGAGGGUCCCUAUAUCGGCAGCGUGGCAGAACUGUCACCCAUAGGAACAUCCGUUAUGAAGGUUACUGCAUCAGAUGCUGAUGACCCUACAUACGGCAGCAGUGCCAGAGUGGUGUACAGUGUACUGGAUGGAGAAAAGUUUUUCACUGUUGACAGACACACAGGGAUCAUCAUGACAGCAGUGGCAGAUUUGGACCGUGAGACGCAGGAUCGUUACGAGUUGGUCGUCAAGGCAACAGACAUGGCAGGACAAAUGGGCGGUCUCUCAGGCUCCACCACGGUGACCAUAGUGAUCACAGACGUUAAUGACAACCCACCGCGCUUCCCACAGAAGAUGUACCAGUUCUCGGUGUCAGAGGGGGUGGCUGUGGGGACACCAGUUGGACGCGUCAUUGCUACGGAUGCAGACAUGGGAGAGAACACAGAUAUGAGCUAUCUGAUCAAAGAGGGUGGGGAGCUCUUCAAGGUCUCUACUGAUGUUGAGACACAGGAAGCUAUAGUCUCCAUCAAGAAGUCGUUGGACUUCGAGACCAAACGCACACACAAUGUUGUGGUGGAGGCAAUCAAUAAGCAUGUUGACCCUCGCUUCGUGGACCUCGGGUCCUUCCGAGACCAGACCAUUGUCCGAGUCAGUGUGUCAGACAUAGAUGAGCCACCCAUCUUUCAGCCAGCAGAAGGCGCUAUCAUGGAAGUGCGGGAGGAUGCCAAAGUAGGAGCGGAGGUUGGCGUCAUCACUGCCAGGGAUCCAGAUGUGAAGAAUAAACCUGUCAGGUUCUCCAUCGAUCGAACAACAGACCAGGAGAUGAUCUUCCAUAUCAAUCCUGUUUCGGGUGCCAUCACACUAGGCAAGAUUCUGGACCGAGAGACCGCAGGCUGGCACAAUAUAACUGUGAAGGCUGUAGAAGCAGAUAACCACACCAUGGUGUCUCACUCAGCAGUGAGUAUUCGGAUUCUGGAUGUAAAUGACAAUCCUCCUGAACUGGCCACACCAUAUGAAGCCUCAAUAUGUGAAGAUGCCAAACCAGACCAGCUAAUUCACACCAUCAGUGCGGUGGAUAGAGACGAGCCACAGUCUGAACAUCACUUCUUCUUCACCUUGGACCCUGAAGCCUCCAGCAAUCGACACUUCAUCCUGCGGGAUGCCAAAGACAACACAGCUGGCAUCCGAACCCAGCGGUCAGGCUUUAACCGCUAUGAGCAGAAUGUGUACUUCCUGCCUAUCCUGGUGGUUGACAAAGGGCCUCCCUCCCUCAGCUCCACGGGCACCCUGACCAUUCAUGUUUGUGGCUGCGACACAGAGGGAGCCAUCCAGUCCUGCAAUGCCACAGCCUAUGCAAUGAGUGCUGCUCUCAGCCCUGGGGCACUUAUAGCACUGCUGGUCUGCAUGCUCAUCCUCAUAGUGCUUGUCUUGCUGAUCCUGACCCUGAAACGCCACAGGAAGGGCCAGAGGAUGGCGGAGGAUGAGGAGGAUAUGAGGGACAACGUCAUAAAGUACAAUGACGAGGGUGGAGGAGAGCAGGACACUCAGGCAUACGACAUGAGUGCCCUGCGGAACCUCUAUGACUUCCCUGAAGCCAAGAGCUGUGACUCUGGCUCGGACAUCCGCUCACUGCCGCAGUGGAUACAGGCUAGCCGGGUGAGUGCUGGUGCAGAGGGAGCUGCAGCAGCGGCAGCUGACUUCUCCCUAUUCAAAGGCUACAUCCGAAAGAAGGUGGAACAGGCGGAUGCUGACCUGUCAGUACCACCAUACGACUCCUUCCAGACUUACGCCUUUGAGGGCACCAGUUCACCAGCGCUUUCACUCAGCUCCAUCCACACUCUGUCCACCACGUCGGAGCAGGAUUUUUCCUACCUCAGCGACUGGGGACCACGUUUCAGGCAACUCGCAGGUUACUAUGCUCCAGGAAACCCUGAAGAGGAAGGGUCCUAGCACAGCUUCUCCUCUGCAGAGAGACUUUUAAACUCCCUCCUCCUGUUUCUUUUUCUCUGCCUCCUCUACUCACCCUCUGGCACUCUACUGAGAUCAUCAGAGCCAGCACCGUGUACUCCUUAAAGACAGAGCGCCACUUCUUUAUUUCUUUGAAAGAAAAAUCACAGAGAGUCGAACUUUGACUUCUGACACUGUUUUUUGUGAGUUUUCGGACUUAAGCAUGAAAGCUCUGGCGAUGACAUGAGAAAGAGUAAAGAAAGAGAUAUCCAGUCCCCAGAACUGAUAUUUAGUCUGAAGGACUACGAGAGAGCUAUGAGUUCAGAGUAUCAACAUUACGUAGGUAGGGGUUUAAUCAUGCCAAGGCAAACUGUCUAACAAACAUGUAUUUAUUUGAGGAGGAAAUAUUUAUGUAUUUAUUUGUUUUUAUGUAGUUAUUUAUUUAUUUAUUUACAUCAUGAUCACUAUGGUAAUUGCAGUGAACUCUGCUGAAGUGCUAAAGUAAAAGUAAAGGGAGGAGGACAUUAUGAAAAGAAUGAGAGAUAACAUGCAUGGAAGACAGAAGGAAAGAAGGACUGCAGUGGCCAGAAAAUACUGGUGCAGAGGUGAAAUCUGGGUCAUAUAAAAAUUACGUUCUAGAAAAUAUUUGUAUUUAUUUUCUAUGACCACUUUUGUAAAAUAACCAACUUAAGACAGAUAGAUGAAAAGCAGAGGCAAAUAGAAAGAGUGCAGGCAUUGCAGAAGAAAAGAGCUGCCAGUUCAAUCUGAAUGGUUGAGACUGACAUACAUUUGCUGUAUUUUAGUGAUUUAUAAAGUGUUUUUUGGAGGUCACAAAAUGAGGACAAUUGUGUGUUAACAAUUUCUUUUCAUAUCCUCUCCACAGCCAAUUGUAAGGCAAUAAGGCACAAACCGCAACAGUGAUUUAAGAAAAAUUACUGUUUCAUGGAAUUGGCUGGUGGCCAGCUUUGUCCUCCAGGGAGCCAAUUUUCAUUCCAGAUUUGUGUGUGAAUGUGUACUAUAUGUUCAAUUCAUUUUAUA